Molecule: messenger RNA, 3030 nt
Organism: Schizosaccharomyces osmophilus
Lineage: Eukaryota; Fungi; Ascomycota; Schizosaccharomycetes; Schizosaccharomycetales; Schizosaccharomycetaceae
Gene: lsd1
Product: histone demethylase SWIRM1
Exons: 1
Coding region: 1-3030 (1009 amino acids)
Molecular function (GO): protein binding; oxidoreductase activity
Source: RefSeq, a predicted model, not a curated record
AUGAUGGAACUAUCUCCAAAGGAUGAUAUUACUGAUGUAUUGAAUAAUGGACCGUCGCAAUCAGCGGAUCCUUCUUUAUGGGCAAUAUUCGGACAACACUCGAUGGAAGAUUCAAGUGAAAGACGAAAUGUUGGUUCUGAAGUAGAUAAUAGUAUUUUUGACCUUAGCCAGUUAAAUGAACAUCAAUUGGCCUCCUCCGUACCCAACCCCAUGGGCUUGUCGAGCCAUGAUGGUCUAAUAGCCAAAAAUCUUGAAGGAGCAGAUUCCUCUGGUAAGCAAGACGCAUCUCUGCUUAGCCAGCAUAUGCUAAACGCCGAAACGGGGCCCAAAACCAUGGAGGCGAAAGGUCGAAAAUCCAUGAAUGGCAUUCGUAAAGGUAAACGCAUUUCUGCUACUGCAAAUUCUCUUGAACGUAAUGGGACACAAUUUGUCUCAAAUGAGGCUCCAAUCGCCGUGAAGUCUAGCAUUCCUGCGCUUCCAAGGACUACCUACGAAAGACUCUGUUACGAGUCAGCAAUUGCCAGUGGAUUAUCUCCUAAUUCUCUCUCAAACGAUGAAGUAGAGUUACUUUCCGAAAUUUUAGAUAAUCCAUCUUGGCUGUCUCUUUAUCUAAAAAUACGCAAUGGCAUAUGCUAUCUUUGGCAUAGAAAUCCGACACUAUUUGUAUCCUUUAAUGAAGCUUUGGGUAUUGUUCGAGACAAGAUGGCAUUUCCUCUGGCAUCCUUGGCUUUUGAGUUUUUAACGCGAAACGGUUAUAUUAAUUAUGGGUCACUGGAUAUUGCUCAUAAUGUACAACCAGGAGAAAAUCUUCCUCAAAAAACAGUAGCUAUUGUUGGAGCUGGUAUGGCUGGGAUAAGUUGCGCACGCCAAUUGGCAAAUUUAUUCGCGCAAUACGAACAAGACUUUGCAUCACGAGGCGAAAAGCCGCCCCAAUUGAUUCUUUACGAGGCGUCAAGUCGUUUAGGAGGUCAUGUUUUUUCCCAUGGAAUAUCUUUGCAUGAAUUGUUAAGUGAAGAAGAACAGAUCGGACUCCAAACAGAUGCACUACAAACAUGCAUGGUGAAUUUGUCUUCUGAUUUUCUCUAUGGCUGUCCGUUUUUAGAAAAUGAUCCUUUACACAUUAUUGUCUCGCAGCAACUUUCAUUAGAGGAAGUUGUACGCCAGAAGCAGAAUCUCGCUUUAUAUGAUUCGGGAGCAGGUCGGAUAGAUCAAAGGCAUAUAGACAGAAUUUUACUGUUAUUUCGCUCUCUACUUGAUUAUUUCUUUUCAAUGAAGAACGAUCAGCUUUUGAAUAUAGUGUCUUCUCCCAAACAAAAGUUUAUUCUCACUUUACAGAAUUUGGAUUGGCAUUUAGUUGGUGAUGUCCCCUUGUCUUGUCACGACUCGUUAAAAAGCUUUUUAGAGGAUUCCUUCAGAAAUCUCAAUCAUUUACUGCACUUUUCCAUUGCAGAAACCAGAGUUUUUGAGUGGUGCGUUGAGUACCUAAAACAAACGACUUGCGUGCCGUUAGAAUUAAUAAAACCGACAUCUUUCAAUUCUGUUAGCUUUCCUUUCGGUGAAACUGUUCCCUCGUAUGCAAUAAAAAAUGGCAUGUCAACUUUAAUAGAAGCGCUAGCUACGACUCCUAGUCCUUUACCUGUUAUAUUUGAUCAUACUGUCCAGUCAGUCAAUUUACAUGAUCAGAAAGCUCACCUCUCAUUUACAAAUGACACAUCUGUAACUGUUGAUAAGGUGGUGAUGUGUCUACCUAUCGAUAAAUAUCGAAAUUCUACCGUUUCAUUUGGACCAGCAAUAUCAGAGCAUAAAAUCAAUGCUUUGAAUAAGUGCUAUAUGCCAAAUCGUAAAAAAGUGGUUUUCCUGUUUAAAACCCAGUUUUGGGAACUUAACAGUAGUAUUUUUGGGUCUUUGACUUCUAGUAAGAAAAACUAUAUUUUUAACGAUUGUUCAGACAUAUAUGGAUUCCCAUCAUUAAGCGUGUAUGUGGAUAUUGGUGCAAAUCAACGGAUUGUUGGUAGAGACAUCGUCCAUGAUAUUCUUUUAGAACUUGGCAAUAUUUUUAAGCUGGAGAAUUUGCAACCAUUGAGGACUGUUAUAACCAACUGGGAAAGUAAUGUAUUUUUGAAUCACUCUUCUUAUGCUAUCUCGCCUGAAGCAUCGUCAGAAGAUUAUUCUAUAUUGAGAGAGAGUAUGGGCGAUAUUGUAUAUUUUGCCAGCGAAGCGUUGUCAAAAGAGCAUUCUGGAACUUUACGAGGGGCUUUUCAGUCUGGUCUACUGGCUGCUAAAGAUAUUCUUAGCUCUUUAAUCGGAGAUGUUGCCGUUCCUAAUACUUUAAUAGUGGAAGAAAAACUUGACGGUUCCGAAUCUAGCCGUAAACGACCAGCAGGACAGGUGUAUGACACUAGAAGGGAAGAUAAUGAUGAUGAUAAAGCCCUCAAUUAUUACCACGAUUACCUUAGAUUAAGGAAGCAGAGGCUUGAAAAAGAAGAGCAAGAAUGCGAGCUUUUAAUAGCUGAGCUGCUUGGCACUCGCCCCACUGCCCCUACCAGACCAAGUGCCAAUCCAUACUUAAUAUACCAAAAAACUCAAUGGCAUGUGUGCAGAGCUCUGGCAGAUCAGGAAAAGCAAAGAAGUACCGGCGACCAUGAAGCACGUGCUACUAAAAAUGAAAUCAGGGCAAAGCUUGGGAAGACUUGGAGAGCUCUCGAUGAUUUAGGAAAACAACCAUGGGUUGAUGAAGUUACUGCUAGGAGAGCGAAUUAUUCCAGUCGUUUGGAAGAGUAUCAAAGACAAAUAAAUGCCUAUAAUGUUCGCGCUGCCCAAAUUCGUGAUGAACAUCUUCGCAAGUGUGAAUCUCAGCCUCUUCCCGAGGAAGAAGCAAGGUUAAAGAUUCUUUCACAAGAAGAAGAUGAGCGUGCCCAAAAGCGUCGACUUUUAGAAAAUACAACAUUGAACGAUAGUGACGAGGAAUAUCGAGAAGAUAUGGAUUAUGAAGAACAAUUUGAUGAUAAUUUUUCUGAUACGUUCACAUAA